This is a messenger RNA of Salvia miltiorrhiza (redroot sage), 1576 nucleotides long. RefSeq lists its product as uncharacterized. The transcript is spliced from 2 exons. Bases 1 to 732 code for a protein of 243 amino acids. NCBI's taxonomy places the organism in Eukaryota, Viridiplantae, Streptophyta, Magnoliopsida, Lamiales, Lamiaceae. The record is from RefSeq and is a predicted model, not a curated record.
AUGCGUUGCCGAUGCUCGCAUAGCACUGAUGUUCAUGUGCCCAGACCUGCAACACGAUCUCACUCUGAGAGGAGACGCGAGCUCGAGCCCGAGCCCGAGUCCGAUCCGGCGCAGCGUACAUCCGCAGAGGCCCCAUCGCAUCACCGAUCCCCUGCACACGAGUCUCCUGCACGAGAGGCGGGACAUACUACUGGUGAUGGCAUGCACACCCCGCAGUGGCAGCAUGAUCCGUUUGGUGGCUCGACUACUUUUGGGGAUGUGCAGACUCCGCACAUGGGUGUCCACCACUUGCCCCCAUUCGGUGAGUCGAGUUCUUAUGGUGGGCCACGCUACUCGUGGGCUGAGCAGGGCACUAGUUCAGCAUACCCGCUUGAGCCGCCUCGUUCUUCGAUGCCGAUCCUUAGAGAUGCCGGAUAUUCUCAGGCAGAGAUGCACGAGUAUUGGAAGCAGUAUAGUGGGGGAGUUUCUGAGGCAGUAGCUGCUGUUCCCCUAAGUAUUUGUGCACCAGAGGUUCCACGUAGAAGCCACCGACAACGGAAUCCGUCGGCUGCACUUCGAUCACCAUACGUGCACAGCGCCGUGCCGAAACCCAUCGAGCAACAGUAUGUUGACGGGUUUGAGCGUAUGAUGGAAGCUGGCCGUCGUGGACACUACCAGACGGUGUUAGUGGCAGAGAGCGGGCACCCUCUCCCAUAUAACUUUUGGACCGGGAUGCAAAACACGAGGACUUGACCUCACGACCAAUGUUGGUUAAUUUCUGAAGCAGUUGUUAUCAUGUAAGUCUGUUUACUUAUUACUAACAUUUAAGUACGUGCAUGCUGUUGAUAUGUACAUGUUGACGAUGAGAUCGAGGUUGAUCGCGCGUGCUGACUUGAUAGACGGUGUUGAUCAGAUGACCACUAUCAUAUUGGAUACAGAAUUCUUCGUAAGCAUUUAAUUAAAUAUUAUGCUGUUAUAAUCAAAUAUGCUUUUAAUAUAAUGUUUAUUUGCUACAGAAAUAUUUGGAUGAUGAAUUCAAGGACUUGCUGGCAGCUGCGCGCACUAUGUUUCCCUCGAAGGCAGAAGGACGGACUUGUGAGGUCCGACGCUACUUAUUCUGUGUGGGUACCGCAUCCCAAGAAGAUGUAUCUGGUGUAUGGGCAUGGAAUCUCUUCGACUCAUAACGAUUGGAUGCAUGCCACAACGGUACACAUAUAUAUCUACAUUAUAAAUAUGUUGGAGUAGUUCAUUUUUUAUUUUCUCUUCACCAAUUGUAUUUGCGUGUGCAGCUCAUUUUGCCUAUAUUUGUGCUAGGACGUUACAUUACAUGCCGAGUGGAUUUGCUGAGGGGUUAUUGCGACAUCUUCGAUUCACAGUUGUUCAAGACCCUGGCACAGAAGCGCUUCGAUGUGAUCGCCACUCUAUAUCCGCUGCAGUGCCUUUUGGGUAGGCUGCUUGACGUGGCCAAGUGGUUCGAAAGGACACAGAUUGUCCAAAACCCGUUGGAAAACCUCUCAUGGUGAAAGUUGACAAUCCGCUAUGCCGAGGAAGAAUGAGCAGUUUCAGCAGCCAAAUCAAUGCAGCUCCGGUGUUUAUG